AUAAAUCAUGCCCUUAAUCCCAACCUCACUUAAAAGAGUUAAGAAAUCUCUUUCUCUGCCUCUGCUCAAUGGCAACAAGUUCAUUAAUCUCCGCGGUCACAAGAAGGUUGGAGGGAAAGGUGGCUCUAAUAACUGGAGGAGCUAGCGGCAUUGGUGAAUUCACGGCCAAAGUCUUUGUCCAUCAUGGAGCCAAGGUGGUUAUAGCUGACAUCCAAGAUGAAUUGGGUCAUUCAGUCAUUGAGGCCCUUGGCUCAUCAAAUGCACUCUAUGUACACUGCGAUGUAACUGAUGAAGCCCAAAUAAAAAAUGCUGUGGACAAAGCUGUGGCAACUUAUGGAAAGCUAGACAUAAUGUUCAACAAUGCUGGCAUAGCUGAUGAGAACAAGGUUCGCAUCAUUGACAAUGAAAAAGCAGACUUCGAACGUGUGCUUAGCGUAAAUGUGACUGGCGUUUUUCUUGGCAUUAAACAUGCAUCGCAGGCCAUGAUUCCAGCACGUAGUGGUAGCAUUAUUUCAACCUCUAGCAUAAGCUCAUAUGUUGGAGGUGCAGCUUCAUAUUCGUACACAUGCUCAAAACACGCUGUCGUAGGCCUUACCAAAAAUGCCGCGGUUGAGUUAGGGCAAUUUGGCAUUAGGGUCAAUUGCUUGUCACCUUAUGCACUUGCAACACCUUUAGCAACGAAAUUUGUUGGUGUUGAUGAUGAAACCCUUGAGAAUGUGAUGAAUUCCCUUGCCAACCUAAAGGGUGUGACUCUUAAGGCAGAAGAUGUUGCAAAUGCUGCUCUCUUUUUGGCUAGUGAUGAAUCAAGAUACGUGAGUGGACACAAUCUCCUAAUUGAUGGGGGCUUCAGCAUUGUCAAUCCAUCGUUCAACAUGUUUCAGUACCCAGAUUCUUAAUCAUAUCAGUAAGAAACUUUGUUUCCGGGUUCAAAAAUGGUGUGCCAUAAUGAUAAUAGUCUUUUUUCUCCCAGAUUAAUGAGUGAAAUAAUACCAAACAAUGUUCUCUUAGUGCAAGUUUAUCAUGUGAUAGUGACAAUUUUGAGGUAGUCCAAUUAAAUCUCUCAUGAUCAUCUUUAUACAAUUUGUAAGUCAUGUCUUUGAAUCUUGAUAAAUUUGAAGUACGUACUUUGAAACAAAUGUGUAUGAUGUUAG
Molecule: messenger RNA, 1151 nt
Organism: Quercus lobata
Lineage: Eukaryota; Viridiplantae; Streptophyta; Magnoliopsida; Fagales; Fagaceae
Product: secoisolariciresinol dehydrogenase-like
Exons: 2
Coding region: 69-896 (275 amino acids)
Molecular function (GO): oxidoreductase activity
Source: RefSeq, a predicted model, not a curated record